Molecule: messenger RNA, 1311 nt
Organism: Fonsecaea pedrosoi CBS 271.37
Lineage: Eukaryota; Fungi; Ascomycota; Eurotiomycetes; Chaetothyriales; Herpotrichiellaceae
Exons: 2
Coding region: 1-1311 (436 amino acids)
Source: RefSeq, a predicted model, not a curated record
AUGCAUGGAAGCUUCAAUUUAUGCAUUCCAGUGACUAUCGCCGACUUGAAACUGGUCCUCAUUCGAUUUCCGCUGCCUUACCGUGUCGGUGACACAGCACGUCCCAGAAACGGUGAUGAAAAGCUUCGGUGUGAAGCUGCAACCUACGCGUGGAUGCAGGACGAAUGUCCGGAUGUGCCGAUCCCUCAUCUCUAUGGAUUUGCGCUUUCAAGCGGCCAAUGUUUUACCGCAGUUGAGCACCGCCCUCUCCUUGUCCGUCUAUAUCAUCACCUCCGAAGCCUGUUCUUAUCUUGGCUCGGUCGUCCUGUCCCUUCUAACCUGGUUCCACAUAAAUGCGGUCUAUCAAAUGAGUUAGGCGGAUACCUACUCAUAGAAUAUAUCGACCGAAAACAAGGGCAGAUGCUAUCAAAUACCUGGGAAACUGGUCGGACGGAUGAUCGACUCAGGAAGAAUCUAUUUCGCAGUCUCUCACGUACCAUAUUGCGAAUUAGCCGGGUCGGUUUCCCUUGCAUUGGGUCAUUUAUCAUCGACGACCAAGGAUUUGUACGCUUAGAAAAUAGACCUCUCACCUUGGAGAUACAGGAUCUGGAGAAUAAUGGAAUCCCUAUCGAUAUUCCAAGAGAUCGGACAUACAAUACUGUCGACUCCUACAUCAAUGCUCUCCUAUCCUGUCAUGAUAAGCGCCUACACUUUCAACCAAAUGCGGUCCAUAACGGGGCGGAUUGUGCGGCCCAGAUGUCUGCUCUAACAAUAAUGAGAGCAGUACGUCAAGAAUUCUGCAGACCUGAGCUUAAUAAUGGACCUUUUUACGCUCGGUUAACGGAUACGACCGCCAAUAACCUAAUUGUGGAUGAGGAUUGGAAUAUCAAAUGUCUCAUUGAUCUCGAAUGGAUGGCAAUUCUCCCUUCAGAAUUCAUACAGCCACCCAGUUGGCUAACGAGUGAAGCUGUGGAUGAGAUUAAUGUUGAAGAAUAUAACAAGCGGCGGGAGGAGUUUAUGGAAAUCUUUGAAGAAGAGGAGAAACGUCUACCACAGGUGGAAAGCGGGGUACCUUACUCGUCGAUCAUGAAAACUGGCUGGGAUAUUGGAACUUUCUGGUACGUACUCGCUCUGAGAAGCCCUACUGGUCUCUACUCGGUCUUUUACGACAGGAUCCAGCCACGGUUUUGCAAGGAACAUAACGACGAUGUGCACUUUUAUACUUCCACCUACCCAUAUUGGACAUGUAAUGCCAAUGCAUUCGUGAAGAAGAAAGUCGAGGAUAAGGAAAUCUAUGACAAGAAGCUUCGCGAAGCGUUCAAGGUGCCCUAG